Molecule: messenger RNA, 1213 nt
Organism: Prorocentrum cordatum
Lineage: Eukaryota; Dinophyceae; Prorocentrales; Prorocentraceae
Source: the annotation of a GenBank genome assembly
CUGGGCGAAUCGAAGCGGACGAAAUGAAAUUCGGAGGACAUGACACGGAAUCGGCUAUAAGAGGGGGGGAGCCAAAAAACGCGCCGCUCGAAGGAACCCAUCCCACAGCGACUAAAAUCGAGCGCCUCCCGCUCCGGGAAAAACCGCCCCUGCGCGAAGCGCGGCACUUUAGUGCGCCUGCGCGUGGGGCGGCUCGAGAGCACCACUUCGGAUGCCGCAGCAAGGCGGUACGAUUGAAGCUUAAACCUGAGGCUCCCGGCCGCCCAACACGUGGUCACGCGCAGAGGGCUGAUGUGCACCAGAAAUAGGGGGAAACGACCGCUGCGCACGACGCGCGGCGAGAGCGCACGGGGCGAGGCCGCGGCCAUGGGGCGUGAGCCACGAGACCCCGCCGUUUGGCGCGCUCGCCCGCGCCAUGCGUGGAGGGGAGCCGAGAGGAGGAAGAGGGAGAGGGAGGGCGAACUGGAGCUGGCGAGGCGACGCGGCGGGCUCUACCUGCCGGGCCCCUGGGGCGGGGGGCCGCAGGGGCCGCCGACCUCCGCCACCACCACCACCAUGCCGCCGGCGAGGAUGCCGACGAGGCGGCUGGUGCACCGGCCGUGUCGGUGAGCAGGGCACGCCAGGCGGAGCCGCAGGGAGGGAGGGGCGGCGGCAGGAGCCUCCGACCUCCGCGCGUCGUGCGUCGGCCGUCUCGCCCGGCAUCUGUCUGCCGUCGGCCCCGCGCGGAGGGCAGCACCAGUGGAGGCACGGGGGAGGGGCUGCAGCAGGCGCAUGCGAUGGGGGACAGGGAAAGAACGGCUGGGCCUGCAGGCUUGCGAGAUGGGCACCCGAGGGGAACAUACGCCGAACAGCGGGGCCCCGCAAAGCGGCCCAGCCCGUCGACGCGGAGCCGGCAGGCAAAGAAGCGCACGCGAGGGCCGACAGCGCCACGCCGCCGGAGACCUGGGGCGUGCGGCGAGUCAAGGAGCAGGAGCCCCUCCCCCGCAGAAGUGCAGCCCGAAGGCGAGGAGCCCAGAGGGCGCUACCGUGGGAGCGCAACGCUGCGGCCCGGCGAAGAAUAUUGUGGCUGGACGCGCUCCGGGAUCUCUCCGGCGGCGCGAUGGUCGUCUCGGUCCCGGCGUCUUUUUCGCCGACUCCGCUGGGUGCGAAGCAAUGGGGGGCGACAACUGGGGGACGGGCCCUGUAGGUCCCCCUUCUUGGCCGGAAAGGGUCC